Messenger RNA from Musa acuminata subsp. malaccensis (wild Malaysian banana), 1352 nucleotides. Its product is annotated as chloroplast processing peptidase. NCBI's taxonomy places the organism in Eukaryota, Viridiplantae, Streptophyta, Magnoliopsida, Zingiberales, Musaceae. Gene Ontology annotation, biological process: thylakoid membrane organization. The record is from RefSeq and is a predicted model, not a curated record. Gene Ontology annotation, cellular component: chloroplast thylakoid membrane; plasma membrane. Gene Ontology annotation, molecular function: serine-type endopeptidase activity.
UAACUGUUAGCUCGAAGCUUUGGUUUAUCUGCGAGGAGGGAAGGGAAGGGAAGGGGGCGACGAAGACGAAGAUAAUGUCUUCUCUCCAGUUCUUCUCUCCCACCUCCCAAAGCCCUAAAAUCAAACCCAAUCACCUCCUCUCGUCCUCCUCCUCGUCCAAGAACUCCGUCACCAGAGCCACCAACUUCUCCACCUCCUUUUCUUGCUCCACCUCUCAAUUACCCACCGAGAAUCCCAACCCCAAUCCCUCCAGAUGCAUCUGCUCCUCCAAAAACCCCACCUUUAGUUCCGCCCGCUGCAUUUCCCCGCCGAAAAGCUCCAACUUUUGGGUUUCCCGGCCGAGGCAGCGCCGGAGUCAGGUCGGAUGUGGGAGAGGAGUGGAAGCGCGGGACGGCGAGGUCGACUCUCCGCCGCUGUCUGAGUGGAAGAGUGGUGGCGGUGGAAAUGGCGACGGAGGAGGUGGGAAUGGAGGAGAGGAGGGGGAUGAGAAGGAGAAAAAGAAGGGCCUUUUACCGGAAUGGGUGAGUAUUACCAAGGAGGAUGCGAAGACUAUCUUGGGGGCGUUGGCGAUUUCCUUGGCCUUCCGAACGUUCAUAGCCGAGCCGCGGUUCAUUCCUUCUCUUUCGAUGUACCCAACGUUUGAUAUCGGUGACCGCGUUGUCGCCGAGAAGGUUUCGUAUUACUUCAGAAAACCAUGUGUAAAUGACAUAGUCAUCUUCAAAAGCCCACCAGUUUUGCAGGAAGUGGGAUAUACCGAUGAUGAUGUAUUUAUCAAAAGAGUUGUUGCCAAGGAGGGUGAUGUUGUAGAAGUUCACAAUGGCAAAUUAGUAGUAAAUGGCAUAGUGAAAGACGAAGAUUUCAUUCUUGAGUCACCGUCUUAUGAGAUGAGCCCAAUUCAAGUGCCUGAAAACACUGUAUUUGUCAUGGGCGACAAUCGCAAUAACAGUUAUGAUUCGCACAUAUGGGGUCCACUUCCUGCAAAGAACAUACUUGGCAGAUCAGUGUUCCGAUACUGGCCACCAACUAGAAUUGGCAGCACAGUACUCGGUGAAGGUGGGGAAGAUAUGAAACCAAAGAACAGCUUAGUUUCAAAAUGACAAGCAAGAUGUAGGAUCCUAUUCCUGGAGCCUUGAAUGGGAGAUGUAACCACCUCAAUUCUGAUUCCAUCAACUUUCAAAUGCUCAUUCUUUUAAUCAAUAACAUGGGGAAAAUUGGUUUGCAAACCAAUUUUCCCUUUACAUUCUGCAAGCUUCAAAGAUCCACUUCCUUGUGAGAUUGUUCAUGCAUCAACUUAAUAUCAGUUGUCAAGUGACUCAUCAGAACUAAGGUACAUGCAUUUGGUUAAGAAAUCA